AUGCCUCACAACACCAUGCCCCAUAUAGAAGUGCCUAACAACCACGUGCAAAUCGGAGGCCGCAAACUGAGACUUGCCGUUGUGCAAUCUGAAUUUGUCAAGGCCGGAAUCGAAGCCAACUUCCCCGAGCUUUCGUGCUCCAUUUUGGCCCUCAACACUUUGGGCGACAAGGUGCAAAACAAGCCGCUCUACUCGUUUGGCGGGAAAUCCUUGUGGACGAAAGAGUUGGAGAUUCUUUUGCUCGAGGCCGUUGGCGACUAUCCGCAGCUAGACAUGAUUGUCCACUCGUUAAAGGACAUGCCUACCAACUUGCCGGAUGAGUUUGAGUUGGGUUGCAUCGUGGAAAGAGAAGACCCGCGUGAUGCUCUUGUGGUGAAGAAAGGGCUUCCCUUCCGCCUGCUCAGCGACUUGCCUCCUGGUGCAGUUGUGGGUACUUCCAGUAUCCGCCGUCUGGCGCAGCUUUUGAAGAACUACCCACACCUCCGAUUCGAAGACAUGCGGGGCAAUAUUGCUACUCGCUUGUCUAAGUUGGAUGACCCCUCGUCGCCAUUUACAUGUCUCAUUUUGGCAGCGUCUGGUCUUUUGCGCUUGGGUCUUGGAGACCGCAUUUCAGCUCCCUUGGAUGCACCAGACAUGUACUAUGCUGUGGGCCAAGGAGCUUUGGGCAUUGAAAUCCGCAAGGACGACACAGUGAUGCUCCUGGUUCUCCGGAAAUUGGAGCAUCUUCCUUCGGCGUACUGUUGCUAUGCUGAAAGAGCCAUGAUGCGGAUGCUAGAAGGAGGCUGUUCUGUGCCUUUGGGGGUGAAAACGCAUUAUAAUGAGCAGACACAGCAGCUUUACUUCAAGGGAAUCAUUGUAAGUCCUGACGGAAAACAGUCCGUGGAGGCAGAACACACUAGCAUAAUCUACAAUAAGGCCGAGGCCGAAGCCGUGGGUGAAGAAGUGGCCCGGAAAUUGACCCAUCUCGGCGGAAAGAAAAUUUUGGAUGCCAUCAACUUUGAAAAAAUCAAUCAGCGGCCUGUGAUAGGCGACGUGGCUGAUGGUGGAGAAGCUACGGUGCAAACGAUAUGA
Molecule: messenger RNA, 1071 nt
Organism: Clavispora lusitaniae ATCC 42720
Lineage: Eukaryota; Fungi; Ascomycota; Pichiomycetes; Serinales; Metschnikowiaceae
Gene: HEM3
Product: hydroxymethylbilane synthase
Biological process (GO): heme biosynthetic process
Cellular component (GO): cytoplasm
Molecular function (GO): hydroxymethylbilane synthase activity
Source: RefSeq, a predicted model, not a curated record